Molecule: messenger RNA, 1098 nt
Organism: Lizanozyma spartinae
Lineage: Eukaryota; Fungi; Ascomycota; Pichiomycetes; Serinales; Debaryomycetaceae
Product: dolichyl-diphosphooligosaccharide-protein glycotransferase
Exons: 3
Coding region: 1-1098 (365 amino acids)
Biological process (GO): protein N-linked glycosylation
Cellular component (GO): oligosaccharyltransferase complex; membrane
Source: RefSeq, a predicted model, not a curated record
AUGGGUUUCGGAGAUUUAUUAAAGGAAGGUCAACAAUUGGCUCAAGCUUCCAAUAUGCUUAACCAAUUGUCUGGUAAUAACAAUAACAAUGCUCAAGCUGGGGGUAGUGGUAGCAAUCCCGACUAUGCUGCUUAUGCCGAAGAUGCUAAGGAUGCUUACACUGCUUUCUCUGGUGAAGGUACUUUCCAAGAAAAGGCACAAAGAGCUUUCAAUGAAAUCUCUGCUAACCACUCUGGUAAGCAACAAAACAUUGAAAGGAAGGAAGAAGAUAACAAUAACAACCAACAACAUCAAUUGCAUAAUGAAGCCAUUAGCGUAUUAGCCGCUGAAGCAUACUCAAUUUCCGAGGGUUCAAUCACCAUUGGAGAAGAUAAAGUAGACAUUGGUGAAUUCAACACUGCUCAACUUCAACAAUUAUCAUUGGAAUCUGUUAACGAUAAUAUUGAAAUUGAAUUGGAGUUGGCUGAUUUUGGUAGUUCUCGUCCUCACCAGCUUGUGAUUAACUUGGGCCUGGGUGAUUUAUAUACCAGUUUUGUUCCUAAACUUAGGGGAACUAGUGUUCUGUUGACCAUUCCAACCACCAAGAUCCCUCAAGUGUUAAAGACCAAAGACUAUUUAGAGUUAGAAGUUAUUGCUGCUAGUUAUGACGCAUCCAGAAAUUUCAUUCGUAAGUUAGGUGUACAUAUUGUACUUUCUGAAGAACUUAAAAACUCCAGUACUUAUGUUAAGAAGUCUACCGUUGGUAUCAAACCAGAAAUACAUCAUGUCUUUAAAACUGAUCCUACUACAGUGAAUGCUAUUAUUCCCAUAGUAUUUAUUGGAGGUGCUAUUGGCUUAUUCCUUGUACUUGUUGGAAGUUGGGCCACUUUUAUUGGAAAAGAUUUAUUCUCUUUAAAAGUUGCUGGUGUUCAAUUGUUCAUUAACGUUACCUUUUUGGUUUCCUUGUUAUCAAUGGAAGUGACUUUUGUUAAAUAUUACUUGGGUCAAUCAAUCUUCACUACCUUAUAUUAUAGUGCAGGCUUUGGAUUAUUGAGUGUAAUCUUUGGUUCUCGUACAUUGAAAUGGUUAUCUAAGAACAGAAGAAUUGGUCGUGCUUGA